GUAAUCCUUCCACGCAUCGCUCGUCCCAACCUCGAACGCAACAGCGUGCGAGUGAUUCUCGAAGCUGCUACUCCCUUUUCAUCGACCCAACCCGACUCCAGCUUCGGUCCCAUCGCGUUUCCACGCUUGUAAGGAUAAGGCUUUCAUUUCGGUUGCCCAACAUGUUGUGGGAAGGAUGGCUGUUCCUUCUCGCGGUGCUCGUGUCGGCAGGUUUGCUGUUCACGAUGGUCUUUUACAUCAUCAUGUUCUCAGAUUUGGAAUGCGACUACAUCAAUCCAAUCGAUCUAUGCGCAAAAUUGAACUACUUCAUUCUUCCCGAGAUGAUCGUCCAAGCCGUCCUCACGGCACUCUUCUUGCUCAGCGGGCAAUUCAUCGCUUUCUUGAUCAACGCCCCUCUAGUAGCUUAUAACGCUAACAAAUUCUUGAGCAAGAAUCACAUGUUAGACGCGACCGAGAUUUUCCGAACAUUAUCACUACACAAAAAGGAAUGCUUCAUCAAGCUCGGGUUCUACCUCAUCAGCUUCUUCUACUACCUCUACAGGAUGAUCGUGGCUCUUAUCGCAGAGACAUCCUGAGCAUGCAUCGACCCCCCACACUGUGCGCCAUCAGCCCGCAGAGACCGCACGUCCGGCCAAUCAAGCACUGGCAGCGUAUGGCAGACUCACCCGCUUGCCAAGAUCCUUCUGAAGCGGAGUCGCU
Molecule: messenger RNA, 699 nt
Organism: Tilletiaria anomala UBC 951
Lineage: Eukaryota; Fungi; Basidiomycota; Exobasidiomycetes; Georgefischeriales; Tilletiariaceae
Product: putative ERV14-ER-derived vesicles protein
Exons: 8
Coding region: 162-575 (137 amino acids)
Biological process (GO): endoplasmic reticulum to Golgi vesicle-mediated transport
Cellular component (GO): endoplasmic reticulum membrane; COPII-coated ER to Golgi transport vesicle
Source: RefSeq, a predicted model, not a curated record